ACACACACUGCAUUGAUGCGACAUCUUCAGCCUUUCCCACAAGCAAUAGAAUCACCUCUACUCUACUCUACUGCUCCCCUCUCUCUAUCCUUCUUGCGCGUCCUUUCAUUUCCUCCCAAACCCUAGCCCAUCCCCCUCUCCCCCCUCUCCCUCCCUCUCUCUCUCCCAUCUCUCUCUCCCCCUCUCCCUCCCUCCCUCUCUCUCUCCCAUCUCUCUCUCCCCCUCUCCCUCCCUCUCUCUCUCUCCCAUAUCUCUCUCCCUCUCCCUCCCUCUCCCUCCCUACCUCCUUCCUCUCUCUCUCUCCCUCUCUCUCUCCCACUGCAGCUGAAAUCCAUAUAAUUUACAUGGAUGAAUCCGAUAAGCUGGAUCCCCCCACUGACUUCUCCCCCGAGUCAAGCUGGACACUCGGCGCCGACCCGGCCAACAUGUACAACACUUUCUUCCCCGAUAGCGACUUCGGAUGGAAUCUUCAUCCCGAGAACCCCCACAAUUUCGCCGACUUCGAUCGGAUCGACCAUAAUUUCGCCGGAUCUUCCACUUUUCCGGCGAUCACUAGGGUUCCUCACGAAAACCCUAGCAGUAACAACAUAGAUACCGUGCUCCCCGAAAUGGAGGCUCAAAGUGGCCCGGCGGCUGAUAAUAACCAGUCGGUGUCAUCCAGUACGUCGGAAGACCUGCCGGAAAAGUCGACAGCCUCCGCCUCUUCCGCCGACAUAGCCACUCCGGAGACAGCGAUCAAGGAGAAGAAGAAGGGGGCGAAGAGGAUUCGGCAGCCACGGUUUGCGUUCAUGACGAAAAGCGAUAUCGAUAAUCUUGAAGACGGUUAUCGGUGGAGAAAAUAUGGACAGAAAGCUGUUAAAAAUAGUCCAUUUCCUAGGAGCUAUUACAGGUGCACAAACGGCAAAUGCUUGGUGAAGAAACGAGUGGAACGAUCUUCUGAUGAUCCAAGCACUGUAAUCACAACUUACGAAGGCCAGCACUCUCACCACGCCAUUGGAUUUCCUCGAGGUUCCCCGCCAGGCUUCAUCACUCACCAAGGCUUGAUUUCCCAGCACUUUUAUCCUCCGGGAAUUCAGUUUCCAGCUCCAGGACGACAGCAAGUAAGUAAUUCUCGGCUUAUUCAACCACGCCAAUUGAUUUCAGCGGCUCGAGAAUCGCCCACGGAUGGCUUGCUUGGUGAUAUUGUGCAUCCGGGAGGGCGUACGUAGCUGCUUAACUUGGACUCAUUAAUUAGCUAGGGUAUGUGUAGUACUUUUUGAUUUUUGAUUAACUAAUUGAUGAGCUUAAUUAUUUAAAUUAACAUUCUUAUGAAAUGUUAA
This is a messenger RNA of Daucus carota subsp. sativus, 1319 nucleotides long. RefSeq names its product probable WRKY transcription factor 57. The transcript is spliced from 3 exons. The coding region runs from base 345 to 1208 and encodes 287 amino acids. Gene Ontology annotation, biological process: regulation of DNA-templated transcription. The record is from RefSeq and is a predicted model, not a curated record. Lineage: Eukaryota; Viridiplantae; Streptophyta; Magnoliopsida; Apiales; Apiaceae. Gene Ontology annotation, molecular function: DNA-binding transcription factor activity; sequence-specific DNA binding.